This is a messenger RNA of Cryptotermes secundus, 5596 nucleotides long. RefSeq names its product chitin synthase chs-2. The transcript has 23 exons. Gene Ontology annotation, molecular function: chitin synthase activity. The record is from RefSeq and is a predicted model, not a curated record. NCBI's taxonomy places the organism in Eukaryota, Metazoa, Arthropoda, Insecta, Blattodea, Kalotermitidae. Gene Ontology annotation, cellular component: cell periphery; cell septum. Bases 132 to 4667 code for a protein of 1511 amino acids.
GAUCGGUCAAACAUACGUAGCUGCUUUGUGACUCCAGUGCGCGUGUGUGACAAAGCCUGAGGGCAAAAUGGAGGCGAAGAAAUAACGGCAUCAGGACUAUUUGGUGCUAUUGAAUAGUGAGAUUUCCGGGCAUGAAGAACCACAAAAACGGACCUGACGACAGUGACGACAAUUUAACAGACGAUGAGUCGUCAUCACUCUUCAGCAAUGGACAACAGCCAGUGCAGGCGACCAAAGAAUGGGACGUGUUCACGAACAACCCGCCCGUUAUCAUCAGCGGGUCAAUGGCAGACCAGUCCUGCAUGCAUACGUCCCUCAGAAUCAUCAAACUCCUUGCAUAUAUCUGCACGUUCAUACUUGUCCUGGGAGGCGCCGUGCUCUCCAAAGGAACCAUGCUCUUCAUGACGUCGCAACUCCGCAGUGAAAGAACCAUUCCGUUUUGCAGCGCACCCAACGAGAAACAGAGGCAGUUUGAGGUGACGCUGCCCGAAGUGGAACGCAUAGGUUGGGUAUGGUGCUUGUUCUUUGCCUACGCGAUACCCGAAGUCAUGGCGUUUCUACGUUCAAUCCGGAUCUGCUUCUUCAAGAACGCACUUAAACCCAAAGUACUGGAAAUUUCUGCAGUCGCACUGGCUGAAACCCUGAGGACUGUUGGCACGGGUCUCCUGGUAUUCGUGGUAUUGCCACAGAUCGACGUGGUGAAGGGAGCCAUGCUUACCAACUGCCUUUGCUUCGUUCCUGGGCUUCUUGCCUUGAUUCCGCGGCACGAAGUGAACAAGGGUGGAAUGAAAGCUGCAGAUCAUAUCUCCGUCUACGUGAAAAUAGCGAUCAAUUCCAUGGCAUUGGCAGCGCAAAUAACGGGGUUCGUGGUGUGGCCUCUGCUCGAAAUUCAUGAGAAGCCUCAGCUCUGGGUACUUCCUUUAGCUACAAUAUUUAUUUCCUGCGGCUGGUGGGAGAACUAUUACGUCAGUUCCAAAAAUUCAGGAAUGGACAAGUUCCUCAAGAGACUUAAGCAGACGCGGCACUACACAUUCAUGUACAUGUCGGUAUGGAAGGUGGCCUGCAUGUUCAUCACUCUCCUCAUAAUUACUUACAUCCAGCAAGGCUCCGUUGAAAGCCUCUUCAACUUGUUUGAAGCCAGUUUCUCAGAGAGGGGCAUUCCUAUCAAAGAAGUUCCGGUAUGGAACGAUUCAAGUAUACCAAACAAUUCUGAGGCACAAGAUUUGAGAUAUGAUCUAACAGUGAAUGCAAGAUACUCCUCUGCUCUGUGGGUGCUUCUUAUACACUCUCUGGGAUCAUACAUCUGCUAUAUAUCGGGGAAGUUCGCCUGUCGCAUUCUCAUACAGAGCUUCGGUUACGCCCUGCCUGUCAGUAUCACGGUUCCUGUCGUCAUCUCCUUCCUGAUUACUGCUUGCGGCCUGAGGAACGGAAACCCCUGCUACUUCAGCGGGACUAUUCCCGACUACUUGUUCUUCGAGUCACCGCCCUAUUAUCAACUAGAGGAGUACCUCGGCGUGGAGCAUGCUUGGAUAUGGCUGCUGUGGCUUCUGUCUCAGACGUGGAUUACACUUCAUAUUUGGACACCCAAAGUCGACCGCCUGAUGUCCACAGAGGUACUCUUCACGAUGCCCAUGUACGACUCCCUUUUUGUGGAUCAAUCGUUGGCACUCAACAGACGCCAUGAUGAAGGAUACGAAGUAUUAACAGAGGAACUCGAAGUGGUUGGACACGAGGAAGAAUUUGCUAUGGAGCAUAAGUUUCAAGAGGAAAUGAUGGAUCCAAAGGCAGAUGUAGUGCGACAGUCUGACUACAUCAGGAGGGUUUACGCAUGCGCAACCAUGUGGCAUGAAACUCCCGACGAGAUGAUGCAGAUGCUUAAGUCCAUCUUCAGGAUGGAUGCGGACCAAUCAGCACGCAGACUCGCCCAAACAUACAUGGACAUCUUGGACCCUGACUUCUAUGAGUUUGAAACUCACAUUUUCUUUGAUGACGCCUUUGAAGUAAGCGAGGAGAAUGACGAAGAGGUGGUCGUGAACAUGUUCGUGAAGGAUCUGAUGGUGACGAUAGACAAGGCAGCCUCCGAGGUGCACAGCACCGAAUACCAGAUGAAGCCUCCGAAGAAAUUCCCCACACCCUAUGGAGGACGCCUUGUGUGGACGCUGCCUGGCAAAACGAAGAUGAUCGCACACCUCAAGGACAAGGACAAGAUCCGACACAAGAAAAGAUGGAGUCAGGUGAUGUACAUGUAUUACCUGCUCGGACACCGCCUCAUGGAGCUGCCCAUUAAUGUGAAACGCAAAGAGGUGAUCGCAAAGAACACGUUCAUCCUAGCGCUUGACGGGGACAUCGAUUUCAAGCCUGAGGCAAUGCACUUGCUGUUAGAUCUCAUGAAGAAGGACGAUAAACUGGGAGCAGCCUGUGGGCGCAUCCAUCCCGUCGGAAAAGGGCCCAUGGUAUGGUAUCAGAAGUUCGAGUACGCCAUCGGCCAUUGGCUGCAAAAAGCUACUGAACAUGUGAUCGGCUGUGUACUCUGUAGCCCUGGUUGCUUCUCCCUUUUCCGAGGGGUGGCCCUUAUGGAUGACGCUGUCAUGAAGAAGUACACCACAUUAUCAAGCGAAGCCAGACACUACGUUCAAUACGAUCAAGGCGAGGACCGAUGGCUCUGUACGCUGUUACUACAGCGUGGGUACCGGGUCGAGUACUCGGCAGCCAGUGAUGCCUACACGCACUGUCCAGAAAGUUUCGACGAGUUUUACAACCAAAGACGACGCUGGGUCCCCUCUACCAUGGCCAACAUCAUGGACUUGCUCGCGGACUACAAACGAACAGUCAAAAUCAACGACAACAUUUCAUUUCUUUAUAUCAUCUAUCAGGCACUGCUGAUGGGAGGUUCCAUCCUGGGACCAGGAAACAUCUUCCUCAUGCUGGUGGGAGCCUUUGUGGCGGCUUUCAAGAUAGACAACUGGACCAGUUUCUUGUUCAACAUAGUGCCAAUCCUCAUUUACAUGUUCAUCUGCUUCCUUUGCAAAUCCAACAUUCAGCUCUUGGCAGCCAAGAUCAUCAGCGCAGUCUACGGCCUUGUGAUGAUGGCCGUGCUGGUGGGCAUAAUGCUACAGAUAAACGAAGACGGCCCCUUUGCCCCCUCUUCUUUGUUCUUUUUUAUAGUGGCACUAGAAAUGAUUAUAGCAGCUUUUCUGCACCCUCAAGAGUUCGGCUGUCUGCCCGCAGGAGUGGUGUACUACGUCACCGUACCGUCCAUGUACUUGUUGCUCAUAGUGUACUCCAUCUUCAAUCUCAACGUUGUUAGUUGGGGCACACGAGAAAUUGUCGCUAAGAAGUCAAAAAUGGAACUAGAACAGGAAAAGAAGGCAGCCGAACAAGAGAAAAAGAAGGCAAAGAAAAAGUCGUUUUGGGGUUUCCUGAACCGCAACGGAAAGAACGGGGAUGACGAGGAGGGAUCGUUUGAGUUCUCAAUGGCUGGGCUUUUCAAAUGCAUGUGUUGUACCCACCCAAAAGGCGGCGAGGAGAAGGUUCAGUUGCUGCGCAUUGCUGAUUCUCUGGACAAACUGAACAAAAGGCUGGACAAUAUCGAGAGGGCAGUUGAUCCUGUUUCACAAAGUAAAUCGCGCAGGCGCACUACGCUCAGUCUCAACAAGCGAGAUUUAGAUCCCCUGGCGGAGGACGACGAAAAUGAAUUGGACGAGGACACAGACACUUUCACAGAUAAUGAGGACAUCGAACCAAAGGAAGAAAGAGACGAGCAGGUCACUCCCUACUGGAUUGACCAUUACCCGGAAAUGAGGAAAGGUGUCGUUGAUUUCCUGUCCUCAAAGGAAGAACAGUUCUGGAAAGACUUGAUAGACAAGUACCUCUACGUCCUUGUGAAGAAUGCCGAGAAAGAAAAGCUGGUGGCGAGGAACCUGAAGGACCUGAGAGACAUAUCCGUGUUUGCUUUCUUCAUGCUGAACGCUCUUUUCGUGCUUGUGAUAUUCCUGCUGCAGCUCAGUAAGGACCAGAUACACGUUAAUUGGCCCUUCAGUGUCAAGGCGAACAUCUCAUACGACAGUAAAACAUAUGACAUCACCAUCUCCAAGGAAUACCUGGAGCUGGAGCCUAUUGGUAUGUUAUUUAUCAUAUUCUUCGGCAUCGUCCUGAUUAUCCAGUUCCUCGCGAUGCUGAUUCACCGUUUCGGUACCCUGUCGCACAUGUUGUCCACGAUACAGAUCAACUGGUUCCAAGCCGGCCCUCAGACUGAUGACAAGGAUGCGAAAGCACGGGAAGUGGUGCAGGUUGUGAAGGGGCUCCAGCAGCUGCGUGGGGCAGACGGCGACAUGGAAGAGAAGGACCCUAUGCAGGAGAACGUUGGGCGGCGCAAGACGGUUCAGAACCUCCAUAACACACAUGUGUUCAAGAAGAAGCAGUCUGUGAUAACACUUGACACUGCACUCAAACGGCGUCUCUCUAUGAUGCCCGGUAACGGAGGCGUGGUACCCAUGUCGAUAAGGAAGCUGACUGUUCGGCGCGAUACCUUGCAGCACGCUUUGGCGGUUGGAAGGAAGUCGGUCAUCGAAGAGAGACGUAAAUCACAGAUAAGGCGAGCAAGUCAAGCAGUGCCUGGGGCCAACAGACGGGCCAUAAAUAUAGAGGAGAGAUCCGACGAGGAUUGAAUUCGACCGCGAGGCAACCCGGACCAAUAUAUCGACGGCAACUGUUGUAAGAAUAUAACAGCCAACACAUCCAAAUCGGCAUCCAGACAGUGCAUCAUGUUGAAGACUUUUAUACACUAUCAGCGGACCUGAAGUCAUGUCAGCUUCGAUAAAUUGAUACCCUCUAAGCUGAGACACGAAACAUUGUGGGAUUUGUAACCUAACAUCUGAAACUGAUACAGAAAUGUUAGCGUAGUGGGGGAAACAAUCAUCCUAGAAAUCACGUGAAAUAUGACGUAAAAUGUUCUUGACAAUGAGACACGAGAAUAAAUUUAUCUUAUUAACAGAAAAUCACAUGAGAAAUUCGUCAGAUAAAUGAUGCUAUAAGAGAAAUAAUCAAUUCUAUCCAAAUCUACCUCAUUAGGCUGUAUUCAUGUAACUGGACCAAAUGAAAAUGGUCAUGUCGGCGGCCAGACAAGUCAUAAAAACGUUUAAAAGAUUCAGUUGGUGUCUUUCAAUCUGAAGAAGGCAGUUCUAUCUUCUGGGAUAGAAUGUCAUGUAGUUCUGUGUAGGUCUACCGAGCAUCGAGUGAAGUAAGCUGCAGUGGGAAAUGUAAAAACUCGAGGGUAACGCUGGGAGGGGUGGGUGGGAAUUAAUCUAUGGGACUUAUCUCCAUGGCUUCGGCACAGUGCUACAAUUACAUGUCCUUUCAUAUUUACCCUUCUAUAACUACUUAUAUUUGUUAAAUAUAUUUGAAGGUAUGAACCUGAAAGUGUCUCUCUGUCUCAGCCAUCGUCCAUCUUGCGGGCGUCUCCCGAACACGAGGAUACAUCUCGGAAUGAGAAUAUGGGUUUUUCUUCAGUCACAAUUAGAGUCAGAUUUUCUUUACGACUGGCGGUUUACUGCCAAUCAGUUCAUCUUGGAUACAAGCCCCUUGAGACUCACGACCA